This is a messenger RNA of Raphanus sativus (radish), 1365 nucleotides long. RefSeq lists its product as uncharacterized. Gene Ontology annotation, cellular component: peroxisome. The coding region runs from base 210 to 1157 and encodes 315 amino acids. The record is from RefSeq and is a predicted model, not a curated record. The transcript has 3 exons. Gene Ontology annotation, molecular function: hydrolase activity. Lineage: Eukaryota; Viridiplantae; Streptophyta; Magnoliopsida; Brassicales; Brassicaceae.
CCAAUUUUUCUAUACAAAAAAGAAAUUGGAUCGGAUCAAUCUUGGAUUCCUAAUAAUAAUUUAUCCCUAAUUUGAUCUGGAUCUGAAUAUCAUUUAAUACCACCAAGCUGGGUAUUAGCUGGACUAUAGGUUUCAUUGGUCACAAUUGUUUAUAAAUAUGAAUGCAAUAUGAACGUUGAGAAGCGAGUGAGCGAGAGAAAGAAAAAACAAUGGAGAAGAUCGAGCACACGACGGUUUCCACCAAUGGCAUCAACAUGCACGUAGCUUCAAUCGGUUCAGGACCAGUGAUCCUAUUCCUCCAUGGCUUCCCCGAUCUCUGGUACUCAUGGCGCCACCAGCUUCUCUCUUUUGCUGACUUAGGUUACCGCGCAAUCGCUCCUGAUCUCCGAGGAUACGGAGACUCCGACUCUCCCCCGUCUCAUGAGUCGUACACCGUACUCCACAUCGUCGGAGACCUCGUCGGGUUGCUGGACUCGCUCGGCGUUGACCAGGUUUUACUGGUUGGUCACGACUGGGGAGCCAUCAUCGCGUGGUGGAUGUGUAUGAUAAGGCCUGAUCGAGUCAAGGCGUUGGUGAACAUGAGCGUUGAGUUUCAUCCGAGGAAUCCUUCUGUGAAGCCUGUUGAAGCGUUUAAGGCUUUGUUCGGCGAGGAUUACUACGUCUGCAGGUUUCAGGAGCCUGGAGAUAUUGAGGAAGACUUUGCUCAAGUUGAUACGAAGAAGUUAAUAAAUGGUUUUUUCACCUCGCAUAGCACACGCCCACCUUGCAUUCCAAAGUCAGUUUUCAAAUAUUUACCUGAUCCACCUGCUUUACCUGCUUGGUUCACCGAGCAAGACAUCUGUUUCUAUGCUGACAAGUUUAGCCAAAAGGGCUACACUGGUGGGCUAAACUACUAUCGCGCACUGAACCUAAGCUGGGAAUUAACGGCUCCAUGGGAUGGUCUACAGAUCAAGGUCCCCGUGAAGUACAUUGUGGGUGAUCUUGACCCUACAUACCACAUCCCCGGAACAAAGGAAUACAUACAUGAAGGUGGUUUGAAGAAACAUGUGCCAUUUCUACAAGAAGUGGUGGUAAUGGAAGGUGUUGGUCACUUCCUGCAGCAAGAGAAGCCCAACGAAAUCACUGACCAUAUCUAUGGUUUCUUCAAGAAAUUCUGAACCGGUGAAAUCAAGUUCUGCUGAGCUUCCUCAAGGGUGCUUUCUUGGUGUGAGCUUCUACUUGCAAUGGGAUUUGAAAUGAAAGGAUAAUGUGUGUAUUUUUACUUGUUUAGUAAUUCGAAUUUAUAAAACAUUUGUAUCUCAAUAAUCAAUUCCGACUUGUUCGGAUCUUGUCUCUGAAAAUAAAGUUAUCAGUUAAUCCGAAUCU